UUUUUCUUUUUUUCCCAAAGUAACCUGAAAUGUACUCCCAAGCAAAAAUGAAUUCAGAGAAUAGUUACCCGUACAAUAACUACCCAGGAUUGCAAUGUGAGCCUGAACAUAGGUAUUUCAGUCAAGAGAGGUCUCAAUCAUUGCCAUUUCAACAACAGCAUCCAGAUCAACUGGCUACCGAUUCUGCAGAUGGACAGCACAAAGCAUGUCCUUUAUUUAGUGAGCUACCCUCAUAUGGUCCCACUCACUCAUUCAAGCAUGAGCAGUUACCAUAUCCUAAUGAUAAAUGGCCUUAUCUGUAUUCAAAACCAGAAAUUCCAAGCAAGCACCCAAAAAAUCCUGAUGUAUCAGCAUUCUAUCCUCCCAAUGAGGGAAAGGAGUCCAUUAAACAAGAAGAAACUGAUCAAGCCAAGGUAGAAAAAAAAUAUUUUCAUGGAACAGCAGAAACUUUUGAUGAUAUCCUAAAAUCGUACUAUGGGAUGAAAAAAGACCAUAUACAAGACAGAAUAUCUUUGCAGAAAAGCAAUCAUACCCAGACUACUAAAGGAAGUCAUUGGGAAGCAAGGUUGUGUGACCAAAAUGUUGGAGCGCAAUUCCAGGAAGGUCAGAAAUAUUUCCAACGUAAAGAAGCGGCUGGAGACAGCCAUAUUGCAAAUGUUGGAUUUGAUUAUCUGUGUGGAAAUUGUCCUGGGAAGAGAGUUGAAGAACAUGACAAUUAUGAGGCUGAGGAACACUAUUAUGAAGAUGAGGCUGAUGAACACUAUUAUCAAGAUGAUGCUGAUGAACACUAUUAUCAAGAAGAGGCUGAUGAACACUAUUAUCAAGAAGAGGCUGAUGAACACUAUUAUCAAGAUGAUGCUGAAGAAGAAUAUGACCAACAUGUGGAUGUGGAGGAAUGUGUUCAACAUGAGGCUGUAGAAGAAUGUGUUCAACAUGUGGCUGUGGAGGAAUGUGUUCAUCAUGCGGCUGUGGAAGAUUGUGUUCAACAUGUGGCUGUGGAAGAAUGUGUUCAACAUGUGGCUGUGGAAGAAUGUGUUCAACUUGAUGAUGUAGCAGAAUGUCUUCAACAUGUGGCUGUAGGAGAAUGUGUUCAACUUGCGGCUGUGGAAGAAUGUGUUCAACAUGAGGCUGUAGAAGAAUGUCUUCAACUUGAGGCUGUGGAAGAAUGUGUUCAACUCGAGGCUGUGGAAGAAUGUGUUCAACAUGAGGCUGUGGAAGAAAAUGGCAAGGAUAAAAUUAAGGCAGGCUUCCAAAUUGAGGAUGAGCAAGUAAAUGCUCAAGCCAAUGCACAAAGCGAUGCUCAAGAAAAGAUUGUUGUUGAUGGACUUGCUCAUGAAGAACUUCAAACUGAUAAUGAUUUUGGGCUUGGUAAAUACUGUGAAAUAAUUGUUAAUAAAGUAUCGCAAUUUACGAAGACUUUCAUCAAACAAGAAGAUAUUGUGUGUAAUGGUGCAUUCAAAUUAGAAUCAUCAUUUAAUGAGAGAUUAAAACUCAGCUCAAAGGUUGUGAAGACAUACCCUGACAGAGUACCUGUGAUCGUGGAGCGUGCUGCCCGGUCUCGCAUUGGUGACCUGGACAAGAAGAAAUAUCUGGUGCCCAGCGACCUCACCGUUGGUCAGUUUUAUUUCCUCAUCCGCAAGCGUGUCCACCUUAAGCCUGAAGAAGCUCUCUUCUUCUUUGUCAACAACGUCAUACCUCCCACCUCCUCCACCAUGGGGGCUCUCUACCAGGAGCACAAGGAGGAGGACAACUUCUUGUACAUCGCCUACAGCGACGAGAGUGUUUACGGCGGCUGCUCCUACCUCUAUUAGUUAUGAAUUAUAGCUGCGGUACCCAUGCUGCUCAGUGACUGGGGUCAACGAGCCAGUCAAUGGCUACAGGAAGAACAAGGGCUACGCGGAUAUAUUCUACCAAUUAUUCCUAACUCGGUGAUCCACUCGUACAGCAGCCUACGUCUGACAUGCGGCGUUCUAUCAUCACAAUGUUACCAACAUCAUUACAUUAUUUUUAACAAUACGGUAUUUAUAAUGUUUAUCGGCUAAUCCAACACCGUUAUAAAGGAAACGCCCAUCAUCUCCGCUCAGCCCAUCAAAUAUAAAAUAUAAUUCGCAUUACUUUUAUGCUUCCAGUAAAUGCGAAAUUUUAUUCUUUAUUUGUCUUCAACAAUUCCCACUUGCAAGAUAGAGAAUUGUUAUAUUCAAUAUUGCGUUUUUAUAACAGUAAAUCAAAUGUGGAAAGACGCCAACAAUCUUGAGUGCCCGGUUAUUGUUCGGAGCUCGUAAUAUUGAAGCGGAGCUCGAGGCAUAGCAGUGGCUUGUGAUAUAUGUUAAGAAUGCCGCUUUUCUGCACAGUCUGUGUCUGAGAUUCUUUUAGCACUCUAAACUGCUUAUUCUGUUACGACUCUAAUGCGAAACCUCUGGCGUGAUGCUGAUAUAAUUUCUUAGGUAGCUACUCCCAGUAUGACAGCUUCUGUGUACUUGGGUUCAGUGUCUCUCAACAAGUGUAACUUGUAACAAAUUUCUUUCAAAUUGUUUCUCGAAAAUGUAUCCGGUUUUGUCUUCCUUGUGUAUGAUGACAUGGCUGAAUAGAUAUUCGGUCGCGCGUCUGCCUCCUGUUAAAUUCUCUUGCCAUUCGGCUGACGUUCUUCCCAUUUUUAUUGCAUUUUCACUCCUGAAAAAUAUGAUAGAGUUUUUCUUUAAGAACAAAGUCAUCCAACCUUUGCAUUUGACGACUGAUUAAUCGAAUUUAUCAAAAACUUGCUGAGAAAGGAAAAAAAUCGUGUCUGUCCAGAAUAUCGUGCUUGGAAAAGGUUUUUAGUUCAUAUGUAAUAGUGAGGGAAAGAUCCCACGUACCUUCGUAACCGUGUGGGGUGCUUGAAAUCUAUAUUCAAAAAAUGAACCGCCUCUUUAUCUUCAUUUGCUUGUCAGGAAUUUUAUUGUACUGUUUAACGAGUCGGCACUUGUCCGACAUUAGCUUUAAUUCAAAGGACGCAGUGGUAGCCUAUCGGGGAUUUUUUUAUGUUAAUGUUACUGCCUUGACUUCUCGGAAAUAGCGACUCGCUGAUAUUCUUAACUCGGUGACUUCAUAAUAGUUCAUUUUGGUCCACAGUUUUGGUCCCGUUACUUCAAAUCUCCAAAACCGGCUACUUCUUCAAUGUGAAUGCGGUUAAAUUUUACAUGUCGAAUAUCCCUGUCAUGCAUUUACAGAUUUAUUAUUCACACGGUGCACCUCGAGGCACGUGUGUAAGGGAUAGCUAUUCACGGUACGUGUUCACGGAUUCGCAUAACUCGGCUUAGCGCUCACUGGAGUGAGGUUGGCGGCACUUGUAUUCUAUUUAUAAUGCUUGGGUGUAGUCACCACGUAGAUCUUAUUAUUCUUGACAUUAAGGAUCAUAUUACAUUUAGCAACUUUUUUGUGCAUUAGAAUAGCAAGGAUUCCUUUAGCGUUUCGAGUUCAGUCGUAUACCGUACUAUUCACUUGUUGCUUCUUAUUUCUUCUCCAGCUUUAUAUUAUCAUACCAUGUUUGUGGAUAUCGUAGACGUGCAAAUAAAUGUCGUUCCCGACUACUGAAUGUUUCAGAUUCAUUCUUAGGUCCCGCCUACAGAUUUAAGAGAUUCGAAGUUUUAAGGUAAUUCACUACAUUCUCCGAUCCAUAGUCAAAAGAUUUAUUAUCUAUUCGCAAUCUCGAUUCCUAAAUGGUAAUUUUGAUGUUGCCGCUGGAGUCAAGUCAUGCCGGCAUUUCCUGCUGAUGACACUGCUUUGGCUUGAUGCUGCUAUGCAAGACUUGGAUGUGAACACGCGGCUCUUGAAGACAUUGGGGAAUCAAAAUUAUUUUCAUGAACUGUGCGCAUUCGCGAACAUCAUAGAAAAUGACGCACGUUCAUUCAGGCGGAUUACUCAGUUUUUCUAAAUUAUGUUUCCCUAAAUUAUACCUAAACCAAUUCUCUACGCCUCUGUGGGGACUUCACACAAUAUUGUUCCCUAGAAUUGGAUGUUCAUAAUUGAAUCUAAAUUAAUUAUUUCGCUAGAGAAGUAAUACCAAAGUCAAUUAAGUGGCUGUCGAGAUUUAUUUUUAAAAUUUCCCGUAAACUGGAUCUGAAAAAAAUUGACAAUAGUUUCAUUGGUUUGUUGAACCAAACUAAAUUAAACAUUAACAACCAAAGUUGUGUUGUGCUAUCUCCAUGCAUGUGUUGCACACUUAUUUCCUUUUUAUUUAAGUCAGAGUUGCAUAUAAUUAAUUCACUGUCAUCACACAUUGCAUCUCAAGCAUGGAACUUCUCGCAAAGCUUGGCGACUGACGAGUGCAAGCUAGAGUUUACCACACCAUCUACAUCGUUAUUUUAAAUAACGGAUUUCAGGUAGAUCAUUUGCUCCACAAGAGUUCGAAUGUUGAAUUCAAGCUAAAGUACUAUUAGCCUCGCAUACCUGCAGAAAUUGUCUUUGUCGAGUCAUCUUGACAUGUCAAUUAUUGGGCCAAUUACUUUUUUUGUGAUAUAAUUGCUAUUAUAAUAUUCGGGAAUUUGCGUUUGCUCAUGAUCUUCGUUCUGGAUAACGCUGUCAUGGUAUCUUGUUUCAAUAAAUUGACAUAGACAUA
Hyalella azteca is the source of this 4594-nucleotide messenger RNA. It is a transcript of the gene Atg8a, whose product is annotated as gamma-aminobutyric acid receptor-associated protein. Gene Ontology annotation, biological process: autophagy of mitochondrion; macroautophagy; cellular response to nitrogen starvation. Gene Ontology annotation, cellular component: autophagosome membrane; cytosol; autophagosome. Lineage: Eukaryota; Metazoa; Arthropoda; Malacostraca; Amphipoda; Hyalellidae. The transcript has 3 exons. Bases 30 to 1811 code for a protein of 593 amino acids. Gene Ontology annotation, molecular function: ubiquitin protein ligase binding; GABA receptor binding. The record is from RefSeq and is a predicted model, not a curated record.